Messenger RNA from Colletotrichum scovillei, 1706 nucleotides. RefSeq lists its product as uncharacterized. The coding region runs from base 422 to 1561 and encodes 379 amino acids. Lineage: Eukaryota; Fungi; Ascomycota; Sordariomycetes; Glomerellales; Glomerellaceae. The record is from RefSeq and is a predicted model, not a curated record. The transcript has 5 exons.
AUCUCGACCCAAAGAGGCUUUUAUCCGCCUUCGCGGCCAUUGAGUCGGCUGAUUCCUCGGACUUACUUGGCAAGGUCGAAUCCUCAUGCAUCGUACCAGCCAUUUCUGCCACUUGAUUCCUUACGCAUGGCGUUCCGAUUUGGACUUUGGUUCAAGUUCCUGCUUGUAAUUAGCGCCCCGUCUCCUUCGCGCUCGGCUACCUAGGUGAUGUGGUAUCCGAAUUUUCAAUCUCAUUCGUGCCGAAGAUGGAACCCUAGAUCUUGGGAAGAGAGAGAAGCAUUAUUCUCUUGCGUAGCUCUGUUAAACCCUUCCUUCCUGCCUCCCUGAUGAGCUGAAUAAUUUGAUUUUAGACUUCGUUGUAUUGCCUUACUCUCGACUCAUCGUCGGGCAGGUAUGAGCGCACCGUUAUAGACGAGUAGCCAUGGGAAAGCUUCCAACCGAAGAGGACAUCGCCUGGAUGGUGGCGCAUAUCAACGACUCGACGGUUCCCGACAUCAUUAUUUGCUGCAUCAUCUGCAGUAUCGCCUCUGUCGUGAUCCUAGCUCUACGCAUCUGGGCGAGAUCCCAAGCCGGACUCAAACCCAUUUUCAGUGACUGGCUGAUCGUUGGUUCGGUGUUCUUUUAUGUCGUCUUCUGCACAGUUUUUGCUUUAUCGACAAGGUAUGGAGCUGGCAGACACAUCAUCCUCAUAACGGAUCCGGAGACGAUGCGCAUGUUGGCUAUCCUCAAUAUCUGCAAUCCGAUUCUAUACGGCGUUUCCAGCGUCCUUGUCAAAUGGAGCAUCCUCGCAUUAUACCUUGCAAUCUUUCCCCAAAGAAAGUUCCACUACUGGGUUCAUUUUGUGAGCACCGUCAACUUGCUAAAUGGACUCGCCAUAAUUCUCGUCAGCUGCCUGCAAUGCCGUCCUCUAGAGGCCUUAUGGAAUACAUCAGUGGUGGGCACUUGCAUCAACUUCAGUUAUUUCAGCAUCUUUAACAGCGUCUUCAACUUUUUAUUGGACGUGAUCAUCCUUCUGACCCCCCUACCGCUCGUCAAACAACUCAACUCGUCGACACGAAAGAAGAUCUUACUAUCGAUCAACUUUGCGCUAGGCGGAAGUGCUUGCAUCAUCGCAGCUAUCCGCGUUCCUUACGCAAGACGAGUGGGAGGCACGGUGAACCCAAGCUGGGAUAUGAUACCGGGAGGGCUACUCUGCGUUGUCGAGGUUGCCGUUGCCCUCUUGACAGCCUCCCUACCUAUAUACCGUCCACUGUUGAGGUUCUUAGGCAUCACCAUUACAUCGAAUUCCGCAUCCAACUACAAAGGAGGUAAUUUACGCAGUUCGAAUAACUUCUUGGGUAGCCAAGUGAGCACCCACAUCACGAGCGGCAGAGACAUGUCGUCUCAGCAAGCAGGUAUCAGUAUCACAGACGAUAUAACGUUGACGACACAUACAUAUGUAGGAGGAGAGUGGGUGCGUGUGGCCGACGAAGAUGAUGAUGCUGCUGGUUUGGUUGUGCCAAAUGGAUCGGCGCCGUACGCGCGAACCGUCAGCAGCACAAUGAGUGAUAAGUUCUACUGAAAAGUAGGCGCUUGUGUUCCAAGAUAACCGUCCUCGACAUAAAAUUGAACUAGUAUAUCAAGUCAGGUACGAUGCGCAAAUACGAACGCUGUCAUUCAUUGACUGUCUGUGUGACAACUGAUAGACAGCUUCGUGAAGCUUGGGG